Messenger RNA from Sparassis crispa, 669 nucleotides. RefSeq lists its product as hypothetical. The record is from RefSeq and is a predicted model, not a curated record. Bases 1 to 669 code for a protein of 222 amino acids. The transcript has a single exon. NCBI's taxonomy places the organism in Eukaryota, Fungi, Basidiomycota, Agaricomycetes, Polyporales, Sparassidaceae.
AUGUCCAUAAAUGGCACGCUCUCGCACAUCACAUUCGUAUACCCGCAUGGCCAUGCAUUCCUCACCAACAUUUGCAGCUUUAUCGCCUCCUUCUCCAACUCUUACGCACUGCAGUUCGCGCCACGUUCUGUCCUCUCCGACAUGAAAUGGUGGUUCUCCAUCCUUAACGUGCCCAACAUUGCCCGCUCUCUUGCAUCGUGGGGCCCACUGCAGGACCUCGGCAUCUGGGUUGAUGCUUCCUCAUCCUGGGGUAUCGGCGUCAUUGUUUGUGGCGAAUGGAGUGCAUGGCACUGGCGUGGACUGAUCAAUGCAUGGAAGGGCGAAGGUCGCGACAUUAGCUGGGCCGAGAUGGUGGCGGUCGAGCUUGCUGUCCGAAUGGUGGAGGUGCUUGGCUACCACGACGCUACCAUCCUGGUACGUGGUGACAACAAAGGUGUCGAGGGCGCAUUCGCUCGUGGUCGCAGCCACAACUUUCAAGUAAACUCCUCCAUUCGUCGUGCGGAGGUUAUCACCAUGUCGCUGAACAUUCUCUUUACUGUACGCUAUGUCAACACCAAGGACAACUUGGCGGAUCUGGUCUCUCGCGGUGACCCCAGCCCCUUGAUGUCUCAUUGUCAACCCCCUUUCCAGCUCCCGGAGGAGCUUGCAUCCUUCCUUGCUAAUGUCUAA